Messenger RNA from Oryzias melastigma (Indian medaka), 1282 nucleotides. RefSeq names its product serine/threonine-protein phosphatase 6 catalytic subunit. Lineage: Eukaryota; Metazoa; Chordata; Actinopteri; Beloniformes; Adrianichthyidae. The transcript has 7 exons. Gene Ontology annotation, cellular component: cytoplasm. The record is from RefSeq and is a predicted model, not a curated record. Gene Ontology annotation, molecular function: protein serine/threonine phosphatase activity. Bases 64 to 1002 code for a protein of 312 amino acids. Gene Ontology annotation, biological process: peptidyl-serine dephosphorylation; G1/S transition of mitotic cell cycle.
CUCUCUGCUGCCAUCUGCUGGUGGAAGUGAAGAGCAGCUAUGACGUAAAGCAGCGACUUGCGCAUGAGCAGUGAGCGUGCCGCCAUGGCGCCCCUGGAUCUGGAUAAAUACGCAGAAAUCGCCAAAGUGUGUAAAUAUCUUCCGGAGAAUGACCUGAAGAGAUUAUGCGAUUACGUCUGCGAUCUCCUGCUGGAGGAGUCCAACGUCCAGCCGGUGUCCACUCCCGUGACGGUGUGCGGGGACAUCCACGGACAGUUCUACGACCUCUGUGAGCUGUUCCGGACCGGCGGCCAGGUUCCCGACACCAACUACAUCUUCAUGGGCGACUUCGUGGACCGAGGGUACUACAGCCUGGAGACGUUCACGUACCUGCUGGUGCUGAAGGCCAAGUGGCCCGACCGCAUCACGCUGCUGCGGGGGAACCACGAGAGCCGGCAGAUCACCCAAGUUUACGGUUUCUACGACGAGUGUCAGACCAAAUAUGGGAACGCCAACGCGUGGCGCUACUGCACCAAAGUCUUCGACAUGUUGACCGUCGCAGCGCUGAUGGACGAGCAGGUCCUGUGCGUGCACGGCGGCCUGUCCCCCGACAUCAAGACCCUGGAUCAGAUCCGAACCAUCGAGCGGAACCAGGAGAUCCCCCACAAAGGAGCCUUCUGCGACCUGGUGUGGUCGGACCCCGAGGACGUGGACACCUGGGCCAUCAGCCCCCGCGGGGCCGGCUGGCUCUUCGGGGCCAAAGUCACCAACGAGUUCGUUCACAUCAACAACCUGAAGCUGAUCUGCCGCGCCCACCAGCUGGUCCACGAAGGUUACAAGUUCAUGUUCGACGAGAAGCUGGUGACCGUCUGGUCGGCGCCCAACUACUGCUACCGCUGCGGCAACAUCGCCUCCAUCAUGGUCUUCAAAGACGCCAACACCAGAGAACCCAAGCUCUUCCGAGCCGUGCCGGACUCCGAGAGGGUCAUCCCGCCCCGGACCACCACGCCCUACUUCCUGUGAGCGCUCGGCGCGGAUCCACGCGCUUCUGCAGCCUCCAGCGCAGUCGCAGCCGCAGCGUCUGCUCAGAGGACAGACUCCGCCCACAUGCUCCUAUUUAUUCCUGUUUGUUCUGCGUUACACAAAGGUUCUGACGCGGAGCAGAGCACGCUCCUCAGAAUCAGCUGACGGCGGUCCGUUUCAGACUCGUGCUGCGUUCACUGACCCUCCGGCGGUCUGGAACCACUUCAUGUGUUGUUGUUGUUUUUAAAUAAACAUCUGAAGGUCAGAGGUUCAUGUUUGA